This is a messenger RNA of Aspergillus udagawae, 1461 nucleotides long. RefSeq lists its product as uncharacterized. The coding region runs from base 1 to 1461 and encodes 486 amino acids. The record is from RefSeq and is a predicted model, not a curated record. The transcript is spliced from 2 exons. Lineage: Eukaryota; Fungi; Ascomycota; Eurotiomycetes; Eurotiales; Aspergillaceae.
AUGGGUAAAAUCGAGAGAAAGAGUCCCAAGGGCUCCAAGAGCUCUGAGAAGCUUCAGGGCAACAAAAAGAGAACUCCUCGGCAGGGCAGCACCGAAGCCAUCGACCCGCGGAACUUUACCAGCUUCCGUGAGGACCAGAAGGAUUGGUCCUGGGACAAUCUCCCAGCCAUCCUCUAUCAGUUCAAGCCAACAAAGGAGGACGAGAAGAAAGAGCGAGAGCCGCCCAAGAUGAAAGUCGUGGGCGGCAAAUGGGUCAGAGACAUCGAGAUCCUUCCCGAUCACAUUUCCUCUGACGUCGAGGAGUUCAGAGUCGAGGCAUGGAUGCGACUCGACAGGCGCAUCCAUUUACAAGACAUCAUUGACCGGAUGCACAAGGAUUUUGCAAUUGAGCGCAACGCUCUUCAGCAGCGGAAUGUCAGAUUUCGCAAAGCUUUCCACCUCAUUGCCUGGAGCUCAGGAAACAAGAUCAGUUGUCAGCUUGAGCAAGAUGUCCUGAAAAGGAUGAGAGAGAAAGACAUCGACCCUGUGCUAAAUUCUACCCGUGGAUUGACUCCUGGGCUCAUCAAUCCUGAGCUCGGGGAAGCGGGUGGUCGCAUCGCCCUUCCGGACAACUAUGGGCCUGAGAGACGUGGGCAUCGUGGGCCACGCACUCCAAAGAAGAAAAGGGAUGCGGCAAAGAUUGAAGAGGACGUGGAUAUGGAUGCCCUUGACCCUGCCACUCCCAUCAGAGAAUACCUACCUCUGACUCCUCCCCCGUCCAGGCCAGCUCCCUCCGUCAAGCCUUGCUCUUCGUCAGGUCAGAGGGCAGCAUCUGAGGAGUCGGUGACUAGCAUUUUAAGUCCUCCUUCUCCUCUUCCAAGCUCCCCUGUUCCAUUUUCGCCUAUUCUUAGCUCCCCUGUCCUUUCUCCCGUUCCUUCGUCUGUCCCCAGUUCUCCGGGUCUUACUUUUACUGUUCCCGAGGUGGGCCAUCUCGACUCUCCUCUGGAAAAAACCCUCUAUGAUGGAGACCUGUGCCCUUGCAAUUUCGACUUUUUGUUCAAGGAAGAAUCGCGUCAAGGAGUCGACUGGCCGCGCCCUUGCGAAGAGGAGCUUUCUGGCCUGCGCAAGGACGUACCCAAAGGCUUGAAAACGCGCCACCGGCUUCAAAUGAAGCGCCAGCACAAGGCCUUCAAGAAGGCGCUACCUUUCUGCAAUACCGAUUCCCUGUACGCCAAACUUGCCAGCAAGUUCGACCUCGAUGACAUGAUCAACGUUGUCCCAAUUUCUCGUACGACUGCACCGCCAUCGCCGGAUCCAGUAUUUCCAUCCCUCAUCUGCGAGCCUAUGACGUUGCGGCUGAUUUGUCGCCCACGUCCUACCGACGAGGGCGCGUUGAAAUGGGUAUACGACGUCGCGCUCAACGAGUAUUACGCCGGGCAGCGAUUCCUUUUUGAAAUGCCUUAUGUGGAGGGCGUCAUGUGA